This is a messenger RNA of Dromiciops gliroides (monito del monte), 2701 nucleotides long. It is a transcript of the gene FBXL4, whose product is annotated as F-box and leucine rich repeat protein 4. The record is from RefSeq and is a predicted model, not a curated record. Gene Ontology annotation, molecular function: protein binding. Gene Ontology annotation, cellular component: SCF ubiquitin ligase complex. Gene Ontology annotation, biological process: SCF-dependent proteasomal ubiquitin-dependent protein catabolic process. NCBI's taxonomy places the organism in Eukaryota, Metazoa, Chordata, Mammalia, Microbiotheria, Microbiotheriidae.
GCCGUCUUAGCGCUGGGGCUGCGCCUGUGGCCUCGGCCUCUUCUUUCCGGGUUGGAGCCGCUCUUCCUCUGGCUCCUCCAUAGCUGCUGUUACCCUCAAGGCUCGGGGCCUGGUCACCCUUUGCCCCACCUCACCCUUCCCUCCAUGGGAGCCGUCGCCUCCCCGCACCGCUGGGCUGGACUGAGUCGCUGGUGAAGCUCCACGGAGAGGGAGCCGAUCCGCUUUCCGGAACUCCCCAGCCUGAUAAAUUCUCAUUUUAGCUUCUAUGUAUGAAAUCUGCAUAGAACCUAGAAUAUUCCCCUAUUCAGGACCUAUGGAUGGGUGCCAACUUCUGAAUUUCUUUUGGGUAUCCUGUGAUUUUCACAUGUGGGAAGAUCCUUCAAAGAGUUAAAACACCUUACUGAGGACACCUGACCUUUAGAAACAUCAUAAUUCAUAUCUAGAUGUCACCAGUGUUUCCCAUGUUAACAGUUCUGACUAUGUUUUAUUAUAUAUGCCUUCGGCGCCGAGCCAGGACAGCUACAAGAGGAGAAAUGAUGAACAGCCGUAGAACUAUUGAAUCAAACAGCCGAACUUUACCUAUUAAUUCAGAAGUAGUCCAGUAUGCCAAAGAAGUAUUGGAUUUCAGUUCCCAUUAUGGCAGUGAAAACAGUAUGUCAUACACCAUGUGGAAUUUGGCAGGCAUACCAAAUGUAUAUCCAAGUUCUGGGGACUUUACUCAGGCUGCUGUAUUUCGGACUUAUGGAACAUGGUGGAAUCAGUGUCCUAGUGCUUCUUUGCCGUUCAGGAGAACUCCACAAAACUUUCAGAGCCAAGACUAUGUAGAACUUGCUUUUGAAGAACCAGUAUAUCCUACAGCUGUUCAUGUUUUGGAAACUUAUCAUCCUGGGGCAGUCAUUAGAAUUCUGGCUUGUUCUGCAAAUCCUUAUUCUCCAAAUCCACCAGCUGAAGUAAGAUGGGAAAUUCUUUGGUCAGAGAGACCCACAAAGGUGAAUACUCCCCAGGCUCGACAGUUUAAACCUUGUAUCAAACAGAUAAAUUUUCCUUCAAAUCUUAUUCGACUGGAAGUAAAUAGCACUCUUCUGGACUAUUACACUGAAUUAGAUGCAGUUGUGCUACAUGGUGUGAAGGAUAGACCUGUACUUUCACUUAAGACUUCACUCAUUGACAUGAAUGAUCUGGAUGAAGAGGAUUAUGAAGAUAAAGAUGGCUGUGGAAUGGAGGCUCUUAGCAAACAGUUCAACAGUGCUGCCCUCAAGGAAUGGACAAAUAAUGGCUAUUUUGAUAAACUGCCUUAUGAGCUCAUCCAGUUGAUUUUGAGUCAUCUUACACUUCCUGACCUUUGUAGAUUAGCGCAAACUUGUAAACUACUCUACCAACAUUGCUGUGAUCCUCUACAGUACACUCACCUCAAUUUGCAACCUUAUUGGGCAAAGCUGAAUGACACAUCUCUGGAAUACCUACAGUCUCGCUGCACCCUAGUUCAAUGGCUGAAUUUAUCUUGGACCGGAAAUAGGGGCUUCAUCUCUGUUUCAGGAUUUGGCAGGUUCCUGAAAAUUUGUGGAUCUGAAUUAGUACGCCUCGAAUUGGCUUGUGGCCACUUCCUCAAUGAAACUUGUUUGGAGGUUAUUUCUGAGAUGUGUCCAAAUCUUCAGGAAUUAAAUCUCUCCUCCUGUGAUAAGUUGCCACCCCAGGCUUUCAACCACAUUGCCAAAUUGUGUGGCCUUAAGCGACUUGUUCUUUAUCGAACAAAAGUAGAGCAAACAGCGCUGCUCAGCAUUUUGAACUUCUGUUCAGAGCUUCAGCACCUCAGUCUGGGGAGCUGUGUAAUGAUCGAAGACUAUGAUGUGAUCGCCAGUAUGAUAGGAGCCAAAUGCAAAAAACUUCGUACCCUGGAUCUUUGGAGAUGCAAGAAUAUUACUGAAAAUGGAAUAACAGAACUGGCUUCUGGAUCAGCUUUGGAGGAACUUGAUCUUGGUUGGUGCCCUACCCUACAGAGCAGCACUGGAUGCUUUGCAAACCUUGCACGGAAACUACCAAACUUGCAAAAGCUCUUUCUUACAGCCAACAGGUCUGUGUGUGACACAGAUAUUGAAGAGCUGGCUAAUAACUGCUCUCGUUUGCGGCAGCUAGAUAUAUUAGGGACAAGAAUGGUAAGCCCCGCAUCUUUAAGAAAAUUGCUGGAAUCUUGUAAAAAUCUUUCUUUACUUGAUGUGUCCUUCUGUUCACAGAUUGAUAAUAGAGUUGUUCUAGAACUGAAUGCCAGCUUUCCUAAUGUGUUCAUUAAAAAAAGCUUCACUCAGUGACUCACUACUCUAUGUGCUGCCAUGGAAUUAAUUUGACAUCAUGUGAUUGGUUUUGUUUGUUUUGGGGGUGGACAGAAAUGGACAUAUACUUCUUAAAAGAAAAAUAAGAAAUGAUUGAAAUCAAGGAAAAAGAUAAAAUCAUAUUUUCAUAAAAUAGAGAGCAUCUACAAGAAUUUAAUAUGAACAUGCUUGGGAAUUAUUAAUAAUAAUUCUUAUUAUUCUGUACCUAACUGUUGUUUUACUCAUUAAUCAGUGGUAAUGCACGUUUUAAUCAAUAGUUACAAAUUCAACCUAAAAUAAUUUGCUCUAAUGUAAAAAUUUUAACUCAUAUGUAAAGGAGCAUUUUGUGCAAUAAAGUACUGUGAUAUUUAUAUAAAAAUAAAGUUAAUUUUCCA